AUGAAGCAAUCAUCAGUACUGAAACGGCAGGAGGAUCAAGAAAACAUUGAUUUUGGUGUUAUUGUGCUGUUUGGCCCAGUUAUUGUGCUGUUUGGACCAGUUAUUUGGCUGUUUGGACUAGUUAUUGGGCUGUUUAGACCAGUUAUUGGGCUGUUUGGACUAGUUAUUGGGCUGUUUGGACUAGUUAUUGGGCUGUUAGGACCAGUUAUUUGGCUGUUUGGACUAGUUAUUGGGCUGUUUAGACCAGUUAUUGGGCUGUUUGGACUAGUUAUUGGGCUGUUUGGACUAGUUAUUGGGCUGUUUGGACCUGUUAUUGGGCUGUUUGGACUAGUUAUUGAUCUGUUUGGACCAGUUAUUUGGCUGUUUGGACUAGUUAUUAAUCUGUUUGGACCAGUUAUUUGGCUGUUUGGACUAGUUAUUGGGCUGUUUGGACCAGUUUUUUGGCUGUGUGGGCUAGUUAUUGGGCUGUUUGAAACAUAUGAAACAUCUGAAAAAUAUUUUUAG
This is a messenger RNA of Physella acuta, 504 nucleotides long. Its product is annotated as putative manganese efflux pump MntP. Lineage: Eukaryota; Metazoa; Mollusca; Gastropoda; Physidae. The record is from RefSeq and is a predicted model, not a curated record.